AUGGCGACGGUUCACUCAUCGAGCGAGGAUGAUUUCAACACCACCAAUCAGGACAACUCGAGCAGUUGUGUUGCCUGCGAUCGUCCGGAUUCAGCGGACAAUAUGGUGGCCUGUGAUCAGUGCAAUUGCUGGUGGCAUCUUUCGUGCGCUGGUGUUAGCGCUGGCGUUUCAAAUAGGCCAUGGACUUGCAGCAAGUGCCUUCCUCUUCCGACGAAAACGAUAUCAGCGCGGACUUCAUCUUCCGUCCGAAAAGCAAAGCUCAAUUUGGAGCUAAAGCGCCUGGAGGAAGAAAAGGAGAUCGAGAAAAGGAUCGAAAAGGCCUAUGUUAAGGAGCGCUACCGGAUCAUCGAGGAAUCCCUCAUGGAAGAGGAAGAUGAACAACAUAGUGUUCAUUCUCGGCAGCAUGCGAACCCUGCCGAAAAGUCUGAGCGUGUGACGGAGUGGGUAGCGAGCCAAGCUGGCCCCGAAUUUUUGGGCGCAGAGGGAGGAACAAUCCUCCGAGAAUCGUCAGCAAGAUUACCACUUCCGGAAGAAGCAGCGAAUGAAUUUCCAGAACGUCGAGAGCUAAUUGCAGACGCAAUAAGGAAAUUGCAACAACAGCUGCGCGACUCGGAUAGUCUGAGUUCUGUUCAACUGCGCGACUGUCAACAGCACCAGCAGCCGUCAGCAGAUAAGUUAAGCGAGCUUGAGAACCAGCUCCAACUGUGUCAGCGGGGAUUGAAAGGUGUUCGAGCUUGGCCGGAAGAAUCAAUCCGACUUCCGAAACCAUUUCCGGAAGCAUUAGUGGAUGGUCCUACACAUCCGACAGGAACGAUUCCGAAGAGCAAGCGUGUUGUUGCCCAACCCAGUCAGCAGAAGCCAUCCAUGCAAGCGGAUAGAAGGCAGCCAACGAUAGAACCGGAAUGUGUUGCGCCGGAACUGAUGUUCAGACCUGAGGCUAUUCCGACAUCGUUAACUGUCGAGGAGCCAGUGCAAGUGCCGCAGAGACGGCAGCUGUUGCCCCCACAAUCAACGAGGCAAAUUGAUAGCGGAGUUCCAGUCAAUCCGAGGCCACUUGGGCCAACUCAAGAGCAGCGUACAGCGCGCCAAGUCUUCUCGGGGGAUUUGCCAACGUUUUCCGGAAAUCCCGCCGACUGGCCUGUUUUUAUUAGCCACUACCAGUACACCACAGAAGCCUGUGGUUUCAACAACGGCGAGAACAUGAUUCGCCUUCAACGAUGCCUGAAGGGUUCGGCAUGGGAGUCGGUUCGUAACAGGCUUAUACAUCCGGGAUCCGUGCCAGCAGCCAUCAAAAUGCUGGAGAAGCGUUACGGUCGACCGGAUUUGAUCAUCGAGACCUUAAUUGAGAAAGUUAGAUCCACACCCCCGCCGAAGGCUGAUAGACUCAACACUAUCAUCGACUUCGGGACACAAGUGCAGGGUCUCUGCGAACACUUUGAGGCCGCGGAUUUGAACGAUCAUCUGAACAAUCCCUCGCUGCUAAAGGAGUUGGUGAGAAAGCUCCCGACCGAAUAUCAAAUGCUUUGGGGAAGAUACAUCAGAACGGUCGAGGCCGUGGACUUACGAACGUUCGGGACCUUCAUGGACGAAACUGUCGACGAUGCAUACGCCGUGACGUCGUACACCGGCGAAUCGAAAGCCAGGCAGUCGAAGCCUGAAAGAUCCAAGCCGGACCGGAGUUUUGUGCACAGUGACGUCGCGGGAAAGUUCGAGAAGCCGAAGGAGCGGAGUAGCUGCCAAGGUGCAGCGGAGUUUAGGAAACGAGUUUUGACUUGUGCCGUGUGCCAGAAAGAGGGGCAUAAGUCCAGAGAAUGUCGAUCGUUCCAGAAAAUGACCGUCGAUGACAGAUGGCUCCGUAUACAAAAUUUGGGACUUUGUAAAACGUGCUUGUACAGUCAUGGGACUCGUUCGUGUAGAAACAACACUCGCUGCGGCGUGGAUGGAUGCGAUGCGCGUCAUCACGCACUUCUUCACUCGGCGGAGAAACCAAAGGCAUCCUACAGCUCUGGUCCGAAUCCGACAUCGAACUACGUUGUGCAUCACGUUCACCAGUCGUCGUUUCCAUCGUUACUGUACCGUGUUAUUCCAAUCACGCUCCACAACGGUAGUUUAUCCGUCGAUUCAUUUGCCUUCAUCGACGAAGGGUCUUCGAUAACAAUGCUGGAAAAGAGUCUGGCAGAAAAACUUCAACUAAACGGGCACUCCCAACCGUUGUGCUUGCAGUGGACAUCCAAUGUGACGCGGAUCGAGAACGAUUCGAAACGAGUGACGUUCGAGAUUUCCGGCAUCAAUAAAUCAAAGCGGUACAAGGUUUCAAACGUCGGAACAACCAAUUCCCUGAACUUACCAACACAGAGUUUGCCGUUCGAAGAACUCAAGUCACGUUUUAGUCAUCUUCGAGGAAUUCCGGUGGAUGGUUACGAGAAUGCCAGUCCGCAACUUCUCAUAGGAGUUGACAAUCUACGUUUGGUGGUUCCGCUCAAGGCGCGAGAGGGCGAAGUAGGAGAUCCAACUGCGGUACGCACCCGCCUGGGCUGGUGUGUGUACGGUGGCAAGCGCGACGAGUCAACGCCAACAUUCAGUUAUCACAUUUGUGACUGUCAACAUGAUUCAUCUUUAGACGAGGCAGUGAAGACUUAUCUGACGCUCGACGAAGUUGGAUCGAAAGUGUUUACGCCAGUGUUGAGUGACGAAGACACUCGAGCAACGAAAAUUAUGCAGGAGACUACGAAGAGAGUAGGCGAUCGUUAUGAGUCCGGCCUGCUUUGGAAGUACGACUUCGUAGAGUUUCCAGACAGCUAUCCAAUGUGUCUGAGAAGACUCCAAUGUCUCGAAAGAAGAAUGGGAAAAGAACCGGCGAUGCGGGACAACAUAGUGCGUCAGAUCGAGGAAUAUCAGCAGAAAGGCUACUGCCAUCGAGCGACUCCGGAUGAGCUGCAACAGGCUGACCCCCGACGCACAUGGUACCUCCCCCUCGGCGCGGUCACCAAUCCCAAGAAACCCGGUAAGGUGCGGCUCAUCUGGGACGCUGCAGCCAAAGUCGACGGGGUGUCCUUAAAUGCGAUGCUGUUGAAAGGGCCCGACCAGUUGACAUCUUUGCCUGCUGUAUUAUUUCGGUUCCGCCAGUAUCCGGUGGCAGUUUGUGGAGACAUCAGGGAGAUGUACCACCAGAUCCUGAUUCGUGAAGCUGACCGAAGCGCUCAAAGGUUCCUGUGGCGGUCGGAUCCGAAUCAGCAGCCAGAAGUUUUCGUCAUGGACGUGGCAACGUUUGGGUCGACCAGUUCACCAGCGACUGCCCAAUACGUUAAGAAUAUCAACGCCCGCCUGUUCGCCGAUCAGUAUCCUGCAGCCGUUGAAGAAGCAAUCAGUGGUCAUUAUGUUGAUGACUAUGUGACCAGUUUUCGGAGCGUGGCUGAGGCCAAAGAAGUUACGUCCCGGGUGAGGGCGAUACAUCAACACGGUGGUUUCGAACUUCGUCAGUUCUGUUCGAACAGCGACGAGGUCAUGCAGUUUCUUGGAGAGGUCAAGGCACAUCCAGUGAAGAACAUGUGCCCAACUAAGGGAGAAAACUCCGAACGUGUGCUUGGUAUUUUGUGGGAUACGGAACACGAUGAGCUGCGGUUCCCAACGAAGAUGCGGGAAGACAUGGUGAAGUUAAUCACUACACAGGAGAAACCAACGAAGCGACAGAUACUCCGGUGUGUGAUGACAAUGUUCGAUCCACUGGGUCUUCUAGCACCGUAUCUGAUCUUUGGCAAGAUCAUUAUCCAGGAAGCCUGGCGCAAAGAGCUCGGCUGGGACGAACCGGUGGACGAUGAAACGCACCAACAGUGGCUGAAAUGGGUCCAAAUGCUUGAACACAUCAACGAUAUCGGUAUCCAGCGAUGCUAUUUCCGAGAGGCGAUCAACGAGGUCGAAGUUCACACAUUUGUGGACGCCAGUGAGAUUGCAUAUUCCUGUGUGACGUAUUUCCGCUCAACGAACGCUGCCGGAGAAGUAAAAGUUGCGCUGGUAGGCGCGAAGUCCAAAGUUGCACCCCUGAAGGCGUGGUCGAUACCGCGCUUAGAGCUACAAGCGUGUGUGUUGGGUGCACGUCAUAUGCGAAGUGUCAUCGAGGGACAUUCGUUGCAGAUAAAGAAGCGAGUGUUGUGGUCCGAUUCCGGAACAGCGCUGAGCUGGAUCAACGGAGAUCCCCGAAAGUUUAAUUGA
This is a messenger RNA of Uranotaenia lowii, 4209 nucleotides long. RefSeq lists its product as uncharacterized. NCBI's taxonomy places the organism in Eukaryota, Metazoa, Arthropoda, Insecta, Diptera, Culicidae. Gene Ontology annotation, molecular function: zinc ion binding; nucleic acid binding. The transcript has 2 exons. The record is from RefSeq and is a predicted model, not a curated record. The coding region runs from base 1 to 4209 and encodes 1402 amino acids.